AUGCUUCGGUGCAGAUGUGAUGUCCUCCUUGCUCUGUGCAUGUGUCCCCUGGCCUGCCUUGCGCUGACCCCCUGUCCCCCGGGCUGCUGCUGUCCCCGUCCGGGAUUUUUGGUUCUGUGCGAGUCUCUGGGCCUGAGGUCGCUCCCUCGCUCCGUCCCUCUGGACACGUCCGCUCUCUCGGUGGCCAGGAACCAGCUGUGUAACGUGGACCACCUGCUGCGGCGCUUCUCCGGCCUGACGGAGCUGAGCCUCAGCCACAACCUGCUGGAGCGCUUCCCCCGGGGCCUGCCCCCCAGCCUGGAGUCCCUCGCGCUGCGGGAGAACCGCAUCACCUACCUCACCGCCGGCGGCCUGAGGCAGCUGGGGAACCUGACGCGUCUGGACCUGGAGGACAACCGCCUCCGGGCCAUCCAGCCGGGGGCCCUGCUGGCCCUGACCGGGCUGCGGGUCCUCACGCUAAAGGGCAACAAGCUGACCAGCCUGCCCCCCAACCUCCCUCCAUCGCUGACCCACUUAGACCUCUCGGAGAACUGCAUCUCCUCCCUGGACCUGCCCUCCCUGUCCGGCAUGGUCAACCUGCAGGUCCUGAAGAUCAACAGCAACUGCCUGCGCUCCGUGCCGGAGAAGGCCUUCGACAGCCUGCCCCGCCUCCGCUCUGUGGACCUCGCCAACAACCUGUGGGUGUGCGAGUGCGACAUCUUGUAUCUCUACCGCUGGCUGCUGAGGGACGGGCUCAAGACGGCGUCCUGGGCUCUGGUGUGCAAAGAGCCCGUCCAUCUUGCUCAGCGCCUGCUUCUGAACCUCUCCGUCAUGUCCAUCUGCCCUCGCCUCCUGAAGCCAAAUGAGAGGAAACGCCUCCAUCCUAACUCUCUGGUCACAAUGAUGCCAACAGACCAAAUCUCAUACGAGAACGAUGUCGAUUCUGGAGACUGGCAGCUGGAAAUAUCAGAGGAAACCACUUUUUCUACAGCUCGUAAUGUUAAAGACCUUUCGAAAAGCCGCGUCUUGCACUACUCUUUGGAGACGCUCACCUAUGAGGAGUGUUUGACCCUGAAUAAAACUCAAUCUGUAAGCCAAUCCCAUUCUAGAACUACCACUCCUCUCCCUGAGGAGGCCCAGAGGUGCAGAGAAAACGCGACAGCUCCAACACUGCUGGGUAACACCACCGGCCCUGCGGGGACGCGGCCGUGGCUGUCCACAGACAGAGAUGAACCUUCACCGGCCCUCAGGCAGCAGCACUCUGCAGCCAUCGUGUCCCUGCUGGCCGUGCUGUGCGUGCUUAUAGCCCUGCUCAUGCUGGCAGUGCUGCUGGUGCUGAAACUGCUGCUGGGGCACCAGCAGAGGGUGGCCCCGGCUCUGGUCGGAUCCGGAGGAUGA
Molecule: messenger RNA, 1377 nt
Organism: Menidia menidia (Atlantic silverside)
Lineage: Eukaryota; Metazoa; Chordata; Actinopteri; Atheriniformes; Atherinopsidae
Source: the annotation of a GenBank genome assembly